AUGCCUCGAGAUGCAAGGAGCCUGGUCGAUAGUCUUGCCGUGAAGAUCGCGCUCUUGAAUCUAAUUGAUAGGAACCCCGGGGAGCCAAGAGGCACACUGGAUAGAGAUAAUAUUGAGAAGAACGGGCGGACCAACACCCUUCUCCCACUAGAUAGUGAGAUAUCGGUUACGCAACAGCUAGCUUUUAUCUCCGCAUAUUCAAACGAUGCCUUGCACGUCACGGCUAUCUGCGUCGAGGAAGUAUCCGAAGACACUGUUAUAAUCAGAUUCGCCGCGAAUACGGGUUCCCACGAUGAUCUCAAGAGAGGAUUAAGGGAUGUGGCGCGGAUCCUGGAGAGCGAGGCACGCGGCGUCAAUCGAUCAGGAAAUGGUCUGGCGCUCCUUGGGGCGGUGAUAUCACUGAACCGCAAACGUAUUCUCUGCCGGCUCAGAUCGCGACAUGCUUCUUCUCGGAAAGUCAGGGGCAAAUCGUCGUUGCUCAGCAGGCUUCAGGAAGCCCUUGCUCUACUACCCAAAUCUGAACUCUCACCAUCUACCAUUAACGAUCUUUCCAGGUACAUUACUGAGAUGCAGGGCCACUUCGAUCAAUUAGAGGGAAUGGGUCGUGGCGAUGCCCUCUCUCCAUACUCCAACAGUUGUCUUCUGGCGCUGGUCAACAAUAUGAAUGCCCUGGGACGAUUUAAGCCAAUCCUACAUCGUAUACCUGACAAACGUGGUAGAUGGGAGACCAGCAUGACGAAGGCGCUGAUGCAUGGAGUUCAAAAGUCGGGUCAUUAUGUCGAUGCUUGCAAUGAACUUCUCAGAGCGGCACGAAGAUACACCAUAUUUUCAAAUAUUGAGGUAGAAUUUGUCAACCUUCAAUCAUCAACGGCCGCUGUGUCCAAUCCCGAUGCGGCGCUGGAAGGGGUUUCAGAAGGGCUAAUACACAGAAUCUCAAAGCGCACCGGGCAAUGUGCCGGGAAUAUAAAGGAAUGUGUGAAACGCAAAUUAAUGGAGAAGUCAAGGCUUCAUGCUGAAGUCCAGCUGGUCAUAUUUUACGAGACACACAGCAGACCUCAUCGGCCCCGUGUGAUCUGCUCUAGUAAAAGCGCGUGCUACUUGUGCCACCUCCUUCUCGCAACGCAGGGAAAGUACCUUGUUCCAAGCACGCACGGCAGACUUUACACCGCUUGGAAGUGGCCAGAGCAAGACCUGCGGUACUUGCUCCCAGAGUUCACCAAUCAUAUUGAACUGAAGUUACAGGAGAGCGUUAACCGAAAAACCCCGUCACGGUCGGACCCACUUGAGAGCACUGUUCACCUUCUGCCAGCCAUAACGCCCUCUAAUCAGUCUGAUAUCACCGUCAUUUCUCAGGCAUCCGUUCAGACAAGAGCCAGACCAGCGCGGAGAAUUAACACUACUAGUCAAGACUUCACUUCAAGUGCCCCCACGGCAUCAGUACGCGUCGUCACCCCUUCUGAUGAUAAAUCGCCAAACGCAGGGCGAGGCACAGAAGCGGCCAAAGUACAGCCGCAUGAAAACAGAGGUGCCAUCAAGAAUAUCUGCCACGGUCCAGAAGACCAGCAAGACGACAUUUCACGGACGGUCCAUCUGAUGAGAGGCGCAGUUGCGACACACUCUUUCACCAACGACAACCGUACACUCCGUGUGUUAACUCCCAAACUGCAUAUCCACUGGGAGUGUGACAUAUCCACCUUCGAAGAUAAUGCCUCAACAGCACCCCAGCCGAAGACCGAGUUCCGACUACAACUGGAGUGGGUAAACACCGAGGCUAGCAAGCAGAGUGGCGAGCACACUUUGGAGCUGGUCGGUGAUUGGGAGGAUACUCCGAUUCCAGACAGCAUACUCUUCACAGCUAACGGCCUGCUUCUCAAGCGAGGAUCAACGCUGGUACGACUCCGUACCAUUCCGACGUAA
Messenger RNA from Ophidiomyces ophidiicola, 1917 nucleotides. RefSeq lists its product as uncharacterized. The transcript is spliced from 2 exons. The record is from RefSeq and is a predicted model, not a curated record. Bases 1 to 1917 code for a protein of 638 amino acids. Lineage: Eukaryota; Fungi; Ascomycota; Eurotiomycetes; Onygenales; Onygenaceae.